CGAGGCGAGGCGAGGGGGUGAGGGUGCGGGCCUGCGUCUCCCUGCCCGGUACAAACAGCGCUAAUUAGUGCUGCAAAGGCGGGCAGUAUAUGGUAAUGCCAUGCUAACGCAUGCACCCCGGCUCCUGCACAGGCGUGGGGGCCCUGCGGGCCUGGGCCCAGCGCAAAAGCCUGUUCUUGCAAGUCCGUGCCAACUGCUGGUGCAAAGGCACGCUACUGUUCGUUAAUUGAGUGCUAAUGUGUGCAAGGAAGAAGCAGGCAGGAGCCUUCCGGGCUGGGGGGUCGCAGCCCAGGAUCCUCCCCAGAAGCAGGCGCCUCGAAAGGCCCAGGGCCGUGUCCUGGGCAGAGCCGGGUGCCUGCACCGACCACGGCCGCCCCGGGCUUGCACCGCGUGUCCGGGGCCUGCAGCCGGAGAAAGGGAGAAGAGGCGCCACGGAGCAGCGGUGGAAGCAAACCCACGCGUGCAAUGGUGCGUCUCCGCCCUGCGAGUCUGCAGCCCCAUGCGCUGGCGCCAGGGGGAGGGUUGCUCUUUCGGAUCUCACCCUGGGGCAAGAUGGGCCGUGCAAACCCUCCCGUGCAGACCCCAAGCCCCUGCCAUGGCUUGUCCAGGGGGAACCCCAGAUCCAGUGGAGCAGAGAGAUGCCUCUGGGACGGGGCCGCGCCACCUGCUAGGGAAGCCUGAACCCCCUCCCGCUUUGGGGCGGGGACUGGAUGGGGGAACAGCGCCCUCCUCUCCAGGGUGCUGCAAGGCGGAGGGGGAGAACCCCCCGGAGCCCCACCUUCGUGCCUUGGGGGAAACCGAGGCAGCAGGAGGAGCUGUGGAGGACGCGCACCGAAGACGACUCCCAGCCCGGCACGGACAGGCAGUGCAAUCGCGGGCCCGGGGCCCCGCUCGGCUCGGCGCCGGGUUCCAGAACGCGGCGGUGGAACGCGCCCGUCACUGCGGAGACUCCUCCGUCCACACAGCAACAAGGGGCCACGGCGCCCCGGGCCCCGCGCCUCGAGAGGAGCACCCGCUGCCGCCUGCUCGCCCCGCCGCGGACCUGAUGUUCGGGCCUGGGCUCUGGUCCUGGUGGGCAUCGCGCUGUCCCCACGGCCGUCCCGGGCCCCGCGCCUGCUGCCUUUCCCUGUGCGUGCGCAGGCGGAUGCGGCGCCAUGAAGAGCUCGUCUAGGCACGAGGCGGACAGGAAGACGCUCCUGGAGCAGGCCCGGGAGAGCAAGGAGAACGGCUACCUGCUCUCCGCCAAGAAGAUCGGUGCCGGCGCCUUCUCCAAGGUGUACCUGGCCCACGCGCUGCCCGACAAGGUCCGGCACAACUGCAAGCUGGCCGCCGACCUGCGCGGCAAGCGGCACUCCAUGGUCGCCAUCAAGAUCAUCUCCACGGCCAAGGCGCCCCUCGAGUACGCCAGGAAGUUCCUCCCGAGGGAAAUCUACUGCCUCAACGCCACCUACAAGCACGGGAACGUGAUCCAGCUGUACGAGACGUACCGGACCAGCAAGCGCACCUACCUGGUGCUGGAGCUGGCGGCCCGCGGGGACCUCCUGGAGCACAUCAACGCCACCUCGGACCUGCGGCAGCGCCCGGGCCUGGAGGAGGGGGAGGCCCGCCGGCUCUUCCGCCAGAUCGUCAGCGCCGUCGCCCACUGCCACGGCGUCGGCGUCGUGCACCGAGACCUGAAGUGCGAGAACAUCCUGCUGGACGAGCGCGGCUUCAUCAAGCUGACAGAUUUCGGGUUCGCCAGCCGCUGCUCGCUGAAGACCGGCCUGAUGAGCACGUUCUGCGGGUCCGUGGCCUACACGGCCCCCGAGAUCCUCAUGAGCAAGAAGUACAAUGGGGAGCUGGCCGACCUGUGGAGCCUCGGGGUGAUCCUCUACGCCAUGGUGACGGGCAAGCUGCCCUUCCGGGAGCGCCAGCCCCACAAGAUGAUCCACCUCGUCAAGCAGGGCGUCUCCUUCCGCCAGGCCGUGUCCCCAGAGUGCCAGGACCUGAUCCGGGGGCUGCUGCAGCUGAAGCCCGGGGCCCGGCUGGGCCUGCAGCAAGUGGCUGCGCACUGCUGGAUGCUGCCCGCUGCCUCGGCCAUCUUCCACCCAGUGCCCAGCUCGGGCCCCGAGAGGACGUCCACGCACGGCGAGGGCGGAGGCCACGCCACCGCGCUGUCGGACCCGGAGCGCAUGCCCCAAGCCUCCGCGGGCCUCGGGAAGGGAGCCCAGGGUCUGCCAGCCCCGCGCACCCGCUCCACGCAGGACGCUGGCCCCAGCCCGGCGGAGACGGCCUCCAAGCGGCCACCCCCCGGCUGCCGCCUCCAGGCCGAUCGCCCGCCACGGCUGUCCCUGGCGCGGCCCAGCCUGCUCUCCGCUUUCCGGCCCUUCUGCCAACUGCCCAACUUCCGCAAGCCCGGCUCGGCCGUGUCUGCCAGCGCCUACACGGGGGGCCAGCGGCUGAGCGCGGCGGGGACUGGCGUGCCAGGUAGCGGCCCCUCCAAGCCGGCCGUGUCCCUCUACUCCCUGUCCCUGCUCCGGAAGCUGGCGCCGGCCACCAGCACCUGCCAGGAGAGCCCCGAGCCCUGCGCCGCCCGCGCCGGGACCUGCCUCGCGGACACGGACAAGCUGCCACGGACAGGACCCAGCAAGGACCAUUAAAUGUUCCCCGGAGCAGAGCGCUCUCUCCCCUGCGCACUGCUGCAGGACCAGGCCGGCUCCUACCCCACGGCACGCACCCGGCCCAGGGCAGCCCGUUGCAUUCGUGCCCCCACCGUGGGAUGCGAGGGCAGAAGAGCAGCCCUGGCCCAGAUGCCACAGUGAUGGGCAUGUGCCACGGUGCACAUAGGGGUCUGGCUGGCUCGGACCCACGGGUGUGGAUGCACAGCCCCCACCGGGGCAGGGUCCCCAGCUCCGUCUACGCAACGGGCGCAGCAGCUGGGUCUGUCAGGGCUUUUUUGCUGCUUCCCAACCAGGGUCCAGCUGGCGCAGGCAUGCCUGGUGUGCUGCGGGGCCAGGGCAGGAUGAACCCACGUGCAGGGAUGCCCCAGGUCCGUCUGGGGGCUGAUAGAGAUGCAGGGAGGCGCGGUGAGGGAACGAGUUAUGUGCAGGUUUGGGACCGCACAUUUCAAAAGCCCCAGGAGGCACCUGGGGAGCAGGACCCGGGCACUGGCGCUCCAGGUGACACGAGCCCUGGCCCAGCACCAGCUCCUGCCC
This is a messenger RNA of Alligator mississippiensis (American alligator), 3194 nucleotides long. Its product is annotated as testis-specific serine/threonine-protein kinase 5. Bases 1155 to 2639 code for a protein of 494 amino acids. The transcript is spliced from 8 exons. Gene Ontology annotation, cellular component: cytoplasm. Gene Ontology annotation, biological process: intracellular signal transduction; protein phosphorylation; microtubule cytoskeleton organization. NCBI's taxonomy places the organism in Eukaryota, Metazoa, Chordata, Crocodylia, Alligatoridae. Gene Ontology annotation, molecular function: ATP binding; protein serine/threonine kinase activity; tau-protein kinase activity. The record is from RefSeq and is a predicted model, not a curated record.